Molecule: messenger RNA, 3709 nt
Organism: Gekko japonicus
Lineage: Eukaryota; Metazoa; Chordata; Lepidosauria; Squamata; Gekkonidae
Product: tristetraprolin-like
Exons: 2
Coding region: 68-1084 (338 amino acids)
Molecular function (GO): mRNA binding; metal ion binding
Source: RefSeq, a predicted model, not a curated record
GCCUUUGCGCCACUCGCCCAGCCGGAGGGGGGGCCCGAGCCGAAGCCCGCCAGCAGCCCAGCCCGCCAUGAGCUCCAUCCUGGACGUCAGCACUCUCUACGAGAACCUGUACAACCUGUCGCUGAGCGAAGAGCACGAUGCACCUGGAUCUCACCUCUCCCGGCGCCACUCGGCCUGCUCCUCCGACACACCCUACAGCAGCGGGGAUGCUUCCUUGCUCUGGCCCCUGCGCAGUCACUGGAGCCCCAGCGCCGAGCAGCUGCGCCCCAUGGCCGAGGAUUCCCGGCGCCCCCCUCUGCGUCCCGACCGCUCGGUCAGCCUCAUCGAGGGCAAGGCCCUGCCGCCGCCGCCGCCGGGCUUCCCGCCCCUCAAACCGAGCGCCCAGGCCCCGGCCCUCUCCUCGCGCUACAAGACGGAGCUGUGCCGCACCUUCAGUGAGACGGGCAAGUGCAAGUACGGGGCCAAGUGCCAGUUUGCCCACGGCCCCGCCGAGCUGCGCGCCCUGAGCCGCCACCCCAAGUACAAGACGGUGCUGUGCCACAAGUUCUUCCAGCACGGGGACUGCCCCUACGGGUCGCGCUGCCACUUCAUCCACUACGCCGAGGAGGCCCGCUUCCACUCGGCCGGCUCCUCGCCGCAGCUCUUGCGCCAGAGCGUCAGCUAUUCCGAGGGGCCGGCUGCCCGCCGGACCUCCCCUCUCCCCAGCUUUCCCGAUCCUGCCUCCUUCGCCAGGGCCCCGUCCGCCUCGCCGCCGCCCGACCUCCUUUCGCCGACUUUCGGCCGCCUGAACUCAGAGCCCGUCCCUCGCAAUUCCACCCUGGGCGAGACCACGUCCGGCUCCAGACUGUGCUUAUCUUGCCGAUGUGGACAAUCCUCCGCCUUGGUCAGCCCAUUCUACUUCUCUGCUGCCCCCGGGACCCCGGUCUCCUCUGCUCUGCCUCGAACCCCCUCCGACAGCUCCCUCUCCGACUUGGAGAGCUCCAGCAGCUCUGACUCGCCUGUCUUCGAUGUGCCCACCCACGGCGGGACCGGGGGGAGCACCCACAGGCUGCCCAUCUUCAACCGGCUUUCUGUCUCGGACUGAGCCGCGUGGACUCGGAACAGCACUGCCGUUGCCACGAGGGGAGCAAUUUGUCAAUCGAUGUCUGUCUGUAAGACUUUCCCACAAUGUCGGAAGGGGGCUAGACCUAUCCACCGGCCCACUGACUGCCUCUUCCAAGCAGGGGCAACCUGUAAAGUCUCAUCCUGAUGUGCGAAUGAGCCCGACGGGGCAGAAGACUCCUCCCUCGUGUGACUUCCCCGCACCUCGUUUCUGCCUUAUACCAUCCGACAGUGCCUGCAAGGGUUGCUUUUCAAGAACCCAAAUCGGUCUUGGUCUGUUAUCGGUGCCCCUCCGCCACAAUGCACUUGAAGGGGGCCCUACAGUUAAGGGGGGGGAGAGUUUGUGCGGUUGGCGGGGAGAUCGGUAGAGUGACCGAGGGGAGCCUUUACACUGGGGUGGUGACCCAAGACUCUCCGUGCUUUCUCGUGUAGAUCGUAGCCAUGUUAGUCUGCGGUAGAAGAGCCAGAUUUGGGUUCAGUAGCACCUUAGAGACCAACAGCAUUUUUGAAAUAGGAGCUUUCAAGAACCAGCGCUCCCUUCGUCAGCAUCUCACGUGAAUUCCCCUCUACCCCAAACACUGCUAGACGUGAGCUCCCCGCCUCCUUUUCCCUCCGUCAGGGCAGUAUCUGGGAACGGAGAAAGCAGAUCAGAUAGUUUCUUGUUCUCUUCAGUGAUCAGCUGGAAGCGAGAGGACUGCAGGCAGAUUACCUUCUCUCUUUCGCAAACGGAUGGAGACGGAGAAGGAAAAACCAGGGGCGGGGGGGGGAGAGACAUGGAGAGAAAGGGGUUGGGGGUUCGGUAGCCAUUGUCACUUUAUAAGGUGGGUGUGGCCUGCGGCUUGCUCUGGGCUUUCUUGCCUUACGUCACGUAACCCAGCGGUGAAAAAAUAAAAUAAAAUAAAAAGCUGUGCCUUGUUAUCAAGAGUGCCAUUUUAGGCUCUUGCUGGGCAGGGGAGACCAAGCGGAGGGGGGAAUCGAGAUGCCAGCAAGGCUGAACAAUCUGGCCCUCCAUCUCACUCCUCCCCGUAAGCCUUGAGUUGAGACGCAGCCAGUAGGGUUAGCACCCAGCCCAGUUCCUUUCCUCGAGACAAGCCUGCCAGUAUUAGAAACACCCACUGCUUCCUGGGACUACUGUACCAGAGGAGUGUAAGGUGCAAUGCCUCCAUCUGUCCCCCCCCCUCCCCACCAAAGUCUUUAGUCACAUCUGGGAAGGGGGCAGAUCUGUUGCCUCUUUUUUGGGGGGGAGAGGGGGCAUUCAGUGCCUGAACAUUCUCCACCAACCUGUCCUUAGUUGCAUAUAAGUCCAAGGGUGGAAAAUGGACAGUUCAUGUAGCAGAGGAAUCUUUCUGGUUGGGUAGGGAACACGAAAUACAGGCUUAAGUGUGAGAGACAACUCCAGAAGAGCCAUCUUGGGGGCUUGAUGUCUGUUGUUUGUUUUAAAUGGAGGGGGGGACAUUAAAUAAAACAAUCUCGUUUCUUGACUAAAUACUGUGAAAUACCCCCAGGUAACAAAGAGGUCGAGCAUUUUGGAGUGUGGGCAGCGGGAACGGGCGCGUGCACACUACCCUUUAAAUGACCUCUUGACUUUUCUAAAAGGGUAGUUUUAAUUUCUCCCUUAAAACCAGAUUGAUUGGCGCCGUAGCACCUUCGAUCGUUAUCCUACGAAACGACGCCUGUGAUUUUUUAAAAAAAUCCGUUCAGUCUGCAAUCUCGCCCAGCCUCCUCCACUGGAAAAUCCACUCUCUGUCCGUCGCUCCUCUGCUAUCCUCGGUUUCCCGUGUGGAGUCGCUUUAAGUAGACCCACGGGGAGGCUCAGGAAGUUGACUCUGAAACUCUCCAGGUGGAGAAUCAAGACAAUCUCGGCCCGAACCAACAGGAAGUCCCUGGCGGACUUCGCCAGGAGAAGGUGCUCUUAGGGUAGACCCUGGCAGAGGUUGUGUGUGUCUUGUCAUCAACCACUCAGCGUCCGAGGACUGGCUCCUCCCUUUGUUUAUCCCCGGACUUAUUCAGCGGGAUCAGUUAUCUCUAGGUUAUUAUAGCAGACUCGGGUUAGUUUACACCGUAGAGGGACGUCCGCAGACAGAGCCCCUACAGAGUGAGGGGCUAUCUACACAAUGGCGAAGUAAAAUCGCGAUGCCACGAUUCCACGGGCAUGAAGACGUAGCGGGAUCUGCAGUCUUUUUAGCGAGGGAUGUUGAUUCUGGGUAGUUGUAGAUUCCUAAUCCAGAGACCAAAUUGCAAGGGGGGGGAACCCCCAACAAAACUCUCUCCCCGUUAUUUGCUGAAAUCAACUGAAGUCUGCUGGGAUCAAUGAAACCGUUAUGGGGUGGGGUGGGGAAUCGUUUCCCUUUUCUGAAUCGACAUUCAUGCUAACCGCCCGCAUUUAACUGUCGUGUUGUGUUGAUUGUUGUUGCGUGCGUGUUUUUCAGAGAGGCCCUCGACGUUUACCUUGUAACGAUGCAAACCAAAAAAGAAAAGAAAAGCAGAAAACUAUUUAUAGACUCUUAUUUAUUCAAGACAGAAUUUUAUAUGAUAUUUAUCUUUUUUUUGUAAUAUUCCAAAAUAAUAUAUAAUUAUAUAUAUAUAUAUAUUUUCUCGUGUUGGAAAA